Molecule: messenger RNA, 4976 nt
Organism: Phacochoerus africanus (Common warthog)
Lineage: Eukaryota; Metazoa; Chordata; Mammalia; Artiodactyla; Suidae
Gene: SH3PXD2B
Product: SH3 and PX domains 2B
Exons: 13
Coding region: 147-2867 (906 amino acids)
Biological process (GO): superoxide anion generation
Molecular function (GO): protein binding; phosphatidylinositol binding; superoxide-generating NADPH oxidase activator activity
Source: RefSeq, a predicted model, not a curated record
CGGAGCGAAGGGCGGCGGCGGCUGCAGCGGCUCGUGCUCGGCCCGGGUUCUGGAUCGCGCUCGGCCCCCGGCUCCCGGUCCGCGUCAGCGCGCCCCGUGCAUCCCGCGCCUCCAGCCCUCGCGCUCGGUCCCGCAGAGGAGCGGCCAUGCCGCCGCGGCGCAGCAUCGUGGAGGUGAAGGUACUGGACGUGCAGAAGCGGCGGGUGCCCAACAAGCACUAUGUCUACAUCAUCCGGGUCACGUGGUCCAGCGGCUCCACCGAGGCCAUCUAUCGGCGCUACAGCAAAUUCUUUGACCUCCAGAUGCAGAUGUUGGACAAAUUUCCCAUGGAAGGAGGACAGAAGGACCCCAAACAGCGGAUCAUUCCCUUUCUUCCCGGCAAAAUUCUCUUCCGACGGAGCCACAUCCGGGACGUGGCUGUCAAACGCCUGAUACCGAUUGAUGAAUACUGUAAGGCUCUGAUCCAGCUGCCCCCCUACAUAUCUCAGUGUGAUGAGGUGCUGCAGUUCUUUGAGACAAGACCUGAGGACCUGAAUCCCCCCAAAGAGGAGCAUGUUGGGAAAAAGAAGUCUGGGGGCGACCUGACUUCGGUGGACCCCAUGGUCCUGGAGCAGUAUGUGGUGGUGGCGGACUACCAGAAGCAGGAGAGCUCGGAGAUCAGCCUCAGCGUGGGGCAGGUGGUAGACAUCAUUGAGAAGAACGAGUCAGGUUGGUGGUUUGUCAGCACCGCUGAAGAGCAAGGCUGGGUGCCCGCAACCUGCCUCGAAGGGCAGGAUGGUGGGCAGGAUGAGUUUGCCCUCCAGCCUGAGGAAGAGGAAAAGUACACAGUCAUCUACCCAUACACAGCGCGUGACCAAGAUGAAAUGAACCUGGAAAGAGGAGCCGUGGUGGAAGUCAUCCAGAAAAACCUGGAAGGCUGGUGGAAGAUCAGGUACCAGGGCAAAGAGGGCUGGGCCCCGGCCUCCUACCUGAGGAAGAGCAGCGGGGAGCCCUCACCCCCGAAGCCAGGCCCCGGCUCACCUGCCCAUGCAGGCGUCCCCGAGCUGGACGGCAUCACCCGGCAGACGGGCCGGGAGAAGGAGCUGCUCAACAACCAGAGGGACGGCCGGUUCGACGGUCGCCCGGCACCUGACGGCGACAUGAAGCAGAGAUCUCCCAAGAUGAGGCAGAGACCCCCUCCUCGCCGAGACAUGACCAUACCUCGAGGUUUGAACCUGCCCAAGCCUCCCAUCCCACCUCAAGUGGAGGAAGAGUAUUACACCAUCGCCGAAUUUCAGACCACCAUCCCUGAUGGCAUCAGCUUCCAGGCAGGCCUGAAGGUCGAGGUAAUCGAGAAGAACUUGAGUGGCUGGUGGUACAUUCAGAUUGAAGAUAAGGAGGGAUGGGCCCCCGCGACCUUCAUUGACAAGUAUAAGAAGACCAGCAAUGCCUCGAGACCCAACUUUCUGGCUCCCUUGCCCAACGAGGUGCCGCAGCUCCGGCUGGGGGAGGCAGCAGCGAUGGAGAACAGCGUGAGCAGCGAAGCCACGGGCCCCUCCCGGCCCCUGCCCGAGGCCCCGCCCGGUGCUGCAGACUCCGGGAUGCCGUGGUCCAAGGACUGGAAGGGCGGGAAGGAGGUCCUGAGGAAGGCAUCCUCAGACAUGUCCUCGUGCGCAGGCUAUGAGGAGAUCUCGGACCCCGACCUGGAGGAGAAGCCCAGCCUCCCUCCCCGCAAAGAAUCCAUCAUCAAGUCAGAAGGGGAGCUGCAGGAGCGGGAGCGGCAGAGGAUGGAGCAGCUCCGGGGAGCUUCACCCAAGCCUCCCGGCAUGAUCUUGCCCAUGAUUCCAGCCAAACAUGCGCCCCCGGGCCGGGACAGCAGGAGACCAGAGCCCAAACCUGACAAAAGCAAGUUGUUCCAGCUGAAAAACGAAAUGGGGCUGGAGUGCGGCCACAAAGUGUUGGCCAAGGAAGUGAAGAAGCCCAACCUCCGACCCGUCUCCAAAUCCAAAGCCGACCCACCGGAGGAGAGGCCGGAAGCCGUUCCCCCGAAUCCCUUCUUGAAGUCCAAACCCCAGGUGAGGCCAAAACCAGCUCCUUCCCCGAGGACAGAGCCGGCUCAGGGAGAAGACCAGGUGGACAUCUGUAACCUCAGGAGCAAGCUCAGGCCUGCCAAGUCCCAAGAGAAACCCUCAAUGGAUGGAGAGGGUGGCCACCAGGCCGGGGGAGGCCAGGACAUGGCCAUCAGCCGCAGCUUCCUCCCAGGGGAGGGGCCUGGCCGCCCCCAGGACAGGACCAGCAAACAAGACGGGCUUAGCCCAAAGGAGCCGACCUGCAGAGCCCCGCCCAGGCCGGGCAAGACCGCAGAGCCUGUGCCCAAGAACGCGCCCGUCCCUCUCCCACAGGCUUCCCAGCAGAGACCUGUGGUCCCGCCGCGGAGACCACCGCCCCCCAAGAAAACCUCGUCAUCCAGGCCCCUCCCAGAGGUCCGGGGGCCACAGAGAGAGGCCAGUGAAGUCAAGGCAGCUCCUGCCCCGGGCCGGGCCCUGCUCGUCCCUCCAAAAGCCAAACCUUUUCUCUCCACCUCCCCUGGGGGCCAAGAUGACAUGCGAGGCAAAGGUGGGCUGGGGCCACGGAUGACGGGCAAGAUGGGAGAAAACAAGGACAAAGGGGCUGCCGCCCCCUGCCCCGGCGCAGACGGCCCGAAGGACUCUUUGUAUGUGGCCGUGGCCGACUUUGAAGGGGACCAAGAUACCAGCAGCUUCCAGGAGGGGACAGUGUUUGAGGUCCGGGAGAAGAACAGCAGCGGCUGGUGGUUCUGCCAAGUCCAGAGUGGGGCGCCCUCCUGGGAAGGGUGGAUUCCUUCCAACUAUCUCAGAAAGAAGCCGUAGCCUCCUCCCUCCCUGCCCGGAGGUCCUGCGCGUCCCUGGUCCCUGCCAGCUUUCCCCACGUAUUUAAUAUGCCUCUUAAUUUAUCAUCCUCCACGAAGCUUCAAAGGAAGGAAGACUGGAAGGGAAGACUGGUUUCCUCCCUCCCCUCGGGGGAGGGUAACCCCUCCCAGCGCAGCAUCCCCUGGAGGUUCAGAGGCCACACCCCUUUCUCUCUACUCAGCAUCCCUGCCUUAAGGCCCGUGGCAUCGCCACCCAGCUUCCCUGCCCACCCAGAGGCAGGACUAUGACUCUCUGAGGCCUCCAGGACCAAAGCCCAUCAUUUGGAAAAACUGCAGAAAGGGUCUCUCGUGGCUUAGAUCAGGCAGAGGACCGCCCCACACACACCCGCCCCCGCCAGCACCCCACUCAGUCCGUUCAAGUCCAGCGACUUGAUUCAGUCAGUUUCCAAAAUGCUUGGUCCCCAAAAGAACUUCCUCCUGUAGAAGCUGGCUCCUUUCAAUCCCAGGGAGCUGCUGUCUUCCCCGAGGCCUCUGGCCCUCGGGCCUCUCAGGUUCAACCAGAUGCAACUGUCCCAGGCGUGGGCCAGGAGGGCCCCUCCGCCUUCCUGCCUUCCAGCUCCAGGCUUCCUUUCCUGCUGCAGGCUCUGGUCCAACCCAGGGCUUUUAAACCAGAAUCCCCAGCCCGCUUUGAGGGGCCUUUCAUUCCUGCCCACCUAGAGCAAGAAGCUCAAGGCUGGUUUGAAUAAGGGGGCCCUUGUGAGCUCCUCUUUGCCACGUAGCUAGUAGGUGCCAAAUGCUGUACUUGGCACUUCACACUCACGUUGAACUCUCGCAACAACCCUCUCUUAUGAUAUAUAAAUAUCAUCUGUUUUACAGAUGAGGAAACCGGAGCUCAGUGUGCCCAAGGGCACGCGGGCUGGAAGAGGAGGAAGGGGAAUCCGAAUGCAGGCUGGCCUGACUUGCACGCCUGUGCCCUUCCCCCUGCAAGAGGGAAACCAGGCAGGGGAGAGGGAGAGGCCGGCUGGCUGCCAGGAGCAGGCGGCCAACUGGCUUCCCCAGGGAUGUGCUAGAGGGAACGGGGUGGCUCAUGGCUGCUUCCACACCCACCACCCUCCAACCCAUUGCAGCAUCUGCCACAGGCUGCCCUGGACCCCGAUGUUGCCGUGGAGCCCUAUGUCCUGCUCCUGUGCCAGUGCCCCCCAGGGGAUGGAGCCUAUGGAGCAAAGGGAGCUGAGAUGGUCUCACGUGCCUGCCUGGAGGGGCCCUGGUGGCCCAAGGCCAGCAGCUGGAUCUCCAGCAAGCUGAGCAGAGUAAGCAGUAGCCCCAUAAGGAGAUGAAGACCCACGGGCCAGGCAGACACCUCCUGCCUCCCUCUGCUGCUGCCUCCGGCUCCUCUCUGGCACUUGAAGAAGAGUUUUCUUCUCCUGCUCUAUGACCUCACCCUCUGCAAACCCCGGGCCGCCCUCGCACCCAUUUUGAUGGAUGUGGUUCCUUGAGGCACAUAGGGGCCCAGCCACACUGCAGAACGAGAAUCAGGACCCAAGGGUUCUGGCCCCCAGCCCAGAGCUCUUGCCUGGGGCACAGGCUGCCCAGGCGGGGGCAUGUGGGGGUGAGAAGGCAGCCUGCCUGACUCUGCAGGACCAGAGGAAGUGGCCCUGACCUACCCCGGAGAGUGUUCACCUGCUGCCAUGCUUUUGGAAGGGCAAGGCCAGCUUUCUUGGGGACGCUCGCUGUCCAGCGGCAGUGCCAAAGGUUGAUGUGCAAACAGCCCUCUUCCACUCUCCCCACCCUCCUCUGCAGGAGAAAGAGCUCCCCCCGAUCCACAGUAGCAUCUUUAUUUCUUCAGUAGGUCUGUAAAUCCCACAUUCCGGGAACCCCUCACAGUACCCCCUUGCCCCUUGGCCCUGCCCCCAGAACCCUGGGUGGGGGAAGAAGGCAGAAGGGAGAUUGGGAGAGAACCACCUGCCACCCAAGGCCCCCCCACUUGGGAGGAGGCCCCGAGGCAGGUUCUGCUGAGUUUUUGACCCACUCUGGUUUAAACACCAUUUGUGAAGCUGUUGUGCAGCAUUUGCCUACAUUUCCAAAGACAAAACUCAUUUCUUUUUUCUGA